AUGCAUCGUGCAUGGAUGUAUGGUAGUCGUGAUACGUGUGAAUUCGUAGAUGGGUUCUUUGAAUUUUGUGAUGCUGCAUUAAGUCAUCAGGCUGCAAUGGGAACUGAGGGAUUUUAUUGUCCUUGUGUUGAUUGUGGUAAUGUGGGCAUGGCUAGUAACAUUGGGUCACUGAGGCAGCAUAUCUUUCGUCGCAAGUUUAGGCAAGACUACCAUAGUGAGUUUGAUGUCAUUGAGAAUGAGAAGAACCUCGAGGACGAAUAUGAGAAUAUUGAAGUAGAGGAUGAUGAUGAUGAUGGGGACCAUAUCGAGGAGAUGAUGGAGGGGGUGGAUGAUCAUGCUGGGAAACGGCCUCGUAUUUUUGAGUGCAUGGCUGAGGCGUCUCAGAAACCGUUGUAUCCCAGUUGUACGAGGUACACAAAGCUGACGGGCAUGAUAACACUCUUCAAUAUCAAGACGAAAGCCGGUAUAAGUUACUCUGCUUUCACAUCCUUGUUGCAAGCAUUUGGUGAUAUGUUGCUGGACAGCCAUGAACUACCCAAGUCGAACUACUAUGCUAAGAAACUGAUGUGUCCCUUCGGGUUGGAAUACCAGAGGAUACAUGUUUUUCCAAACGAUUGUGUGCUAUAUCGAAAUGAAUAUGCGAAUAUGGAUGAGUGUCCUCGAUGUGGGAGGUCACGUUACAGGCGCACAGGGGUUGGUGAUAAGAAAGGGUCUCCAGCAAAGGUGAUGUGGUAUCUUCCGAAUAUACCACGAUUCAAGCGCAUGUUUUCAAUCAAAAAAGAUACUAAGAACUUGAGGUGGCAUGCAGAACGAAGGAAAAAUGACGGUUUUCUCAAACAUCCGGCUAAUGCUCCUGAGUGGAAGGAUGCACAUGCUGAUGAGGUAUUCACAUUAAAACCCAUGCUUUUAUACACUCUUAAUUACUUUCCUGCUUAUGAGAACUUAUCCGGGUACAAGAACAAAGGGAAGAAAGCAUUCCCGAUUUGCAUCGACGACACAAAAUCUAAAUACAUUUCUACUUGUCACAAAGAAGUUUAUAUGCGGACCCGAAGGUUCCUUCGACGCGACCAUCCUUAUCGUAAUAAGAAGAAGGUAUUUUAUGGAACAGUUGAGGAAGGGGUUGCUCAUAGGCCAUUGACCGGUAUUGAGGUUUUUGAUCAGGUCAAGGAUAUUAAGACGAUAUUCGGCAAAGGAGCGGGUGUUGGUGGUAAGGGACUUUGGAAAAAGGAGUCUAUUCUGUGGAAACUUUCAUAUUGGGGGGUCUAG
This is a messenger RNA of Beta vulgaris subsp. vulgaris (sugar beet), 1266 nucleotides long. RefSeq lists its product as uncharacterized. The transcript has 3 exons. Bases 1 to 1266 code for a protein of 421 amino acids. The record is from RefSeq and is a predicted model, not a curated record. NCBI's taxonomy places the organism in Eukaryota, Viridiplantae, Streptophyta, Magnoliopsida, Caryophyllales, Amaranthaceae.